Molecule: messenger RNA, 178 nt
Organism: Amoebophrya sp. A120
Lineage: Eukaryota; Dinophyceae; Syndiniales; Amoebophryaceae
Source: the annotation of a GenBank genome assembly
AUGUCGCCGAACCACCCAGAUUUCUCGGUCGACGAGGAAGCCUUUCUGAACAAGCGUUGCCGCCCCGUGCAAGUGCCGGGCAUCGAGGUGUUCCAGGACCCCGAGCUGCUGCCCAAAGACUUUGUGAAGGACGUGGCGGAAGCGGGGCUCAGCCCAGACGGCCUGCCCCAGCCGGAGC